AUGUCGAACCCACGCAUUGAGGAACUGCCAGAAGACGAGCCCGACAAAAAGAUCGCCGAGGUCGAAGACGCAGAGUCCAGCUCCGACUCUGAGGUCGAGGCCUCAGGUGAGGCUGGCAUUCCCGCCGGUGCCUCAGUUGCCGUCCAUUCCCGCAACGAGAAGAAGGCCAGGAAGGCGAUUGCAAAGCUUGGAUUGAAGCAUGUUGAGGGUAUCACCAGGGUUACGCUGAGGCGGCCAAAGAAUAUCCUUUUCGUCAUCAACCAGCCGGAUGUCUACAAGUCUCCUACGAGCAACACUUGGAUCAUCUUCGGCGAGGCCAAGAUUGAGGACUUGAACUCCCAGGCACAGGCAUCUGCUGCCCAGCAGCUCGCCCAAGCCGAGGCUCAGGGCCACGACCACUCCGGACACGACCAUGACCACGAUCACGGCAAGGGCAAGGCCGUCGAGGACAAGAAGGACGAGGACGAGGAUGACGGAGAAGAGGUCGACGACACUGGCCUCGAAGCCAAGGACAUCGAACUGGUCAUGCAACAGGCUAGCGUAUCGAGGAAGAAGGCGGUCAAGGCUCUCAAGGAGAACGACAACGAUAUCCGCAGCGCAGCCCUCAAGCUUGACUGGACGAAACUGGGAACGCAGCUCGGACUGAGAGGCUCGACUGCCCAGGCUCUUUCCAGCUUCAAGAAGCGCAAUGAUGACGCCCGCCGCAAGGUGAACGCCCUCUCGGAACAACCGCAAACCGUCGACUUCGCCCACUACCGCAGCGUUCUCAAGAACACUGCCGUCAUCGACGAGAUCGAAAAGAGCUUCGCCAGCUUCAAGCCCGCGACUUAUGACGUGAGCAGGCAGAUCAAGGCCAUUGAAGCUUUCGAGGCCCAGGCAUUGAAGAGCGCGGAGGAGACCAAGAGUGUUGUCGACAAGGAGUUAAAGGACUUGGACAAGACGUUGAAGAACAUUGAGGAGGCACGGCCAUUUGAGGACCUCACUGUGGACGAAGUCGCCGCCGCCCGUCCCGACAUCGACGCGCGCACUUCCGAACUCGUCUCGAAGGGUCGCUGGGCCGUUCCAGGUUACAAGGAAAAAUUUGGCGACCUCUCAGUGCUAUAG
Messenger RNA from Mytilinidion resinicola, 1104 nucleotides. Its product is annotated as ATP synthase D chain, mitochondrial. Gene Ontology annotation, molecular function: proton transmembrane transporter activity. The coding region runs from base 1 to 1104 and encodes 367 amino acids. Lineage: Eukaryota; Fungi; Ascomycota; Dothideomycetes; Mytilinidiales; Mytilinidiaceae. Gene Ontology annotation, biological process: proton motive force-driven ATP synthesis; protein targeting to membrane. Gene Ontology annotation, cellular component: nascent polypeptide-associated complex; cytoplasm. The record is from RefSeq and is a predicted model, not a curated record. The transcript is spliced from 6 exons.